AUGGCUACCAAGCUGGUUCAGCGGCCACCACCCCGGCUGUGUCUCCUGGCCAGACCUGGGGCUCACGGGCUAAUUUUGGAAAUGACUGUGGCCCAGCUGCUGCUAUCUCGCCGGCUGGGGGAGGAGGCACAAGGAGGGAUGAGCCUGGGAAGCCAGCCUCAGGAGCGCAACCUCGUCUCGUUGUCUGCAGUCCAGGCAGCUCUGCAGCCAUGGCCAUAUCGUCACGCCUCGCCUUGUGGGAGCAGAAGGAAAAUUCGAGAAGAGGACAAGAGCCCUCCUCCGUCCUCCCCACCCCCCCUGUUCUCCGUCAUCCCGGGGGGCUUCAUCAAGCAGCUGGUUCGAGAGACAGAGAAAGAGUCCAAGGAGGCCAGACGGAGGAAGGAGGCAGCACUCGCCUCCCCAGAAGGAGAAACCCCAGAAGUUCCCACUAACCAAGCCAACAAGACCAACCAUGUCCCCAAGCCUGGAAGCCGGCAGACUUCCCAGGACAGCCCAUCAGCCACUCCGAAGAGUGCAGACAUUCCAGGCAGGGAGCCCCCAGGGGCUGAUGACAAGAACGCCCCCACAUCUGUGACCAGCACUGUUGGGGAGCGGCCGCAGGAGUCAGGUCCCACAGGAACACCUGCCAAAAGGACACUGCCCUUCAAGAGGGGCGUGAGGAGGGGUGAUGUGCUGCUGAUGGUGGCCAAGCUAGAUCCAGAGUUGGCCAAGCCAGAGCAGAAGCCUCAGCCUCGUGAAAUCCCCACGGACAAGACCCCAGCCCCGGACACAGACCCUGGAGGGGCAAAAGCAGGGACAACCAUGGGGACCGCCUGUGGCCCCCGGGCACCCAUACCAGAGAAGACCAGGACUGGGGGUGAUGGAGACACAGGCCAGGGCAUAAAAGGUGGGAAGUGUCAGGGCACAGAGGGAGAGGGGAGCGGGGACCCCCAGACCAAAGGGCAAAAAGAAUGUGAGUCCCAGAGCACGGAGGGGCAGGGGACCAGGUCCCCAGCCCAGGGGACAGGAAACAAGGGACAAGAGGGGACAGCAGAGAAAGAGGGAGGGGGUCCUCCAAAGAAGAUGGAAAAGGGGGGUGGACCCAAGGAUGCAGGCGCUGAAGUGAGACCCGUGGAGCCCCCAGUCCCCACGAGGAAGUGGGGACGUCCCCUGGGCCCAAAGAGCAAGUGGGGCAGUCCUCAGAGUAAGAACAGAGAGAGUGAAUCUCAACGUCGGGACGAGAAGAUGGGUGACCUCCCGGGCACAGCAGAGCCCAGGGGGCUGCAGCAGGAGGCUGCAGGGAGGAAGGAAAAGGCAGGGAAACCCCAGAAGAAGCUGGUGACACCAGAGAAACACCAGGAGCAGCCGGGGGUGGCAGCUGAGACUCAGAGUCCUGAGGAAAGCCGCAAGGCCCCAGCUACAGAAGGGACAUUGGCAGACACUGCAAGGAAGGAGGACCAGCCAGAAAGCAGGGUGCGGGGAGCCGAGGAGCCCUGUGUGCACGCAGAGGAAGAUGUGGACAUUGUGGAGCCUCGGGCAGAAGGUCAUGUAGCAUCUGCCCCCAAGACCCAAGCAGAGAGUCCUUCUGUGCAGAAGCCUGUGGAGGAGGAUCCCAGCCUGCAGGACCCAGGCCGUGGGGGCCAGAGUGGAGACUCUGACCAGGCUCUGGAGGAGAGUUGGUACGAGGCACAGAAAGUGUGGCUGGUGCAGAAGGAUGGGUUCACACUCGCAACAGUGCUCAAACCAGACGAGGGGACGGCUGACCUGCCAGCCGGAAGGGUGCGGCUUUGUAUCGCUGCUGACAAGACUGUCACAGAGGUGGAUGAGGAGCAGGUUCACCGAGCCAACCCCUCUGAGCUGGACCAGGCCGAGGACCUGGCUUCUCUGGUCAGCGUUAAUGAGUCAAGCGUCCUGAACACACUUCUACAGCGCUACCGGGCUCAGCUGCCACACACCCGUUCGGGCCCUGAUCUGAUCGCCAUGCAGCCCCAAACGGCCACAGUGCCCUCUGCAGGGAAGCAGGUAUUCCGAGGACGCCAGGAUGGCCUGCCCGCCCAUGUCACAUCCCUGGCCCAGCGUGCCUACUGGGCAUUGCUGAGCCAGAGGAGAGACCAGAGUAUCGUGGCUCUGGGCCGGAGUGGGGCUGGGAAGACCACCUGCUGUGAGCAGGUGCUGGAGCACCUGGUGGGCAUGGCAGGCAGCGUGGACGGCAGGGUGUCAGUGGAGAAGCUCCGGGCUGCCUUCACUGUCCUCCGGGCCUUUGGCUCUGUGUCUACCGGCCACAGCCGCAGGGCCACCCGCUUUGCCAUGGUGAUAUCCUUGGACUUCAAUGCCACUGGCCGAAUCACAGCCACUCAGCUCCAGACAAUGCUUCUGGAGAACAUCCGUGUGGCCCGGCAGCCUCAAGGGGAAGGCAACUUUGAAGUUUUCUCUCAGCUGCUAGCUGGGCUGGAUGUAGAUCUCAGGACGGAGCUGAACCUGCACCAGAUGGCUGAGAGCAGUGCCUUCGGCAUGGGCGUGUGGUCCCAGCCUGAAGACAAGCAGAAGGCCGCGGCUGCAUUUUCCCUGCUCCGGGGUGCCAUGGAGCUGCUGGGCAUCACAGACGGGGAGCAGCGAGCCAUCUGGCGGGUGCUGGCAGCCAUCUACCACCUGGGCGCAGCAGGCGCGUGCAAAGUGGGCCGGAAGCAGUUCAUGCGGUUUGAGUGGGCCAACCACGCUGCCGAGGCCCUGGGCUGUGACUACGAGGAGCUGAAUACCGCCACCUUCAAGCACCACCUACGGCAGAUUAUCGAGCAGAUGACGUCAGGGCCACAACGCCAGGGCCUGGAGGACAACGACACCUGCUCAGGGCUCAAGAUGACGGGUGUGGAGUGUGUGGAGGGGAUGGCCUCCGGCCUGUACCAAGAGCUCUUCGCGGCUGUGGUCUCUCUCAUCAACAGAUCUUUCUCCUCCCACCAUCUGUCUAUGGCCUCCAUCAUGGUGGUUGACUCUCCCGGCUUUCAGAAUCCUCGGCACCAGGGCAAAGACCGGGCGGCCACCUUCGAGGAGCUGGGUUACAAUUAUGUCCAAGAGCGCUUGCAGCUGCUGUUCUACCACAGGACCUUUGUCUCGACUCUGGAGAGAUACCGAGAGGAAGGCAUUCCUGUGCACUUUGACCUCCCAGAAUCCUCUCCAGGAACUACGGUGGCUGUUGUGGAUCAUAACCCCUCCCAGGUCCACUUCCCAGCUGGAAGAGGUGCUGAGGAUGCCAGGGGCCUCUUCUGGGUCUUGGAUGAAGAAGUCCGGGUGGAGGGGUCCAGUGACAGUGUGGUGCUUGAGCGUCUACGCGCAGCCUUUGAGAAGAAGGUGGCUGAGGCUGAUGGCUCCCCCGUGCUGCGGAUCUGCGAGCAGCCCCUUCAGUGUGAGCUACUACAUCAGCUGGGAUGGGACCCAGUGCGCUAUGACCUCACCGGCUGGCUUCGCAGAGCCAAGCCCAACCUCUCAGCCCUGGCGGCCCCCCAGGUCCUGCAGCAGUCAAAAAGGGAGGAGCUGCAGAACCUCUUCCAGGCCCGGGCCAAGCUGCCUCCCGUGUGCCGUGCGGUGGCAGGGCUUGAGGGCACCUCUCAGCAGGCUCUGCACCGGGGGCGUGUGGUGAGGAGGGCUUUCACCAGCAACAUUGCUGCCCUGAAGAGGAAGGCUCCCUGUGCCCAGAUCAAGCUGCAGAUGGAUGCUCUCAUCAGCUUGCUGAGCCGGUCUCGGCUGCAUUUCAUCCACUGUCUUGUGCCAACCUCAGUGAAAAGCAAGACUGAGCAGGCGACUCCAUCGCCACCACAGCCUGGUGGAGACCAAGGUGCAGCCAACGAGUCCCCAGCUCUGGACAUCCCGGCACUGAGGGUUCAACUCGCAGGCUCUCAUAUUCUAGAGGCAUUACGACUGCACAGGGCAGGUUAUGCUGAACACAUGGGGCUCGCUCAGUUCCGCCGUCGGUUCCAGGUGCUGGACCCUCUGCUGCUGAAGAAGCUUGACUUGACCUCUGAGGGACUGGAUGAGAGGAAGGCAGUGGAGGAACUCUUGCAGACCCUGGAUCUGGAGAAGAAGGCGGUGGCCAUGGGGCACAGCCAAGUUUUCCUCAAGGCAGGUGUGGUUUCCAGGCUAGAGAGGCAACGAGAGAAACUGGUGUCCCGGAACAUCGUUCUCUUCCAAGCCGCUUGCAGGGGCUUUCUGUCUCGCCAGGAAUGUAAGAAGCUGAAGAUCCGGAGGCUGGCCGCACAGUGCAUCCAGAAGAACCUGGCUGUGUUCCUGAAGGUCAAGAACUGGCCAUGGUGGAGACUUCUGGCAUCUCUCCGGCCCCUGCUGAGUCCCACCCUUAGCACAGAGCAGCUUCGAGCCAAGGAGGAGGAGCUAAUGCUGCUGAGGCAGAAGCUGCAGAAGUCAGAGAAGUCGAGAAGUGAGCUCAGACAGAACUCAGACUUGCUGGAGAGCAAGAUCACAGACUUGACCUCAGAACUUGCUGAUGAACGCUUCAAAGGUGACGUGGCCUGCCAGGCACUGGAGAGUGAACGGGCAGGGCGGCUGCAGGCACUCCGAGAGGUCCAGGAGCUCAAGGCUAAGUACCAGCAAGUGCAGGAGGCAUUGGGGGAAGUACAGAAGCAGCUGGAGGAGGCACAGCAGAAGAGCCAACUGGUCAACCUUGAAGAGAAGCACACAGGAGGUGUGGAGGAGUGGCAGAUGCGCCUGGACUGUGCUCAGCUGGAGAAUGACCUCCUCCGCAAGCGCCUUCAGCAGUGUGAGGAGAGACUGGACUCAGAGAUGAAGGCCCGGGCAGAGCUAGAGCAGAAGCUCGGGGAGCUGCAGAGCACUUACGAAGAGGCCAAGAAGAUGGCCCACCAACUGAAGAGGAAGUGCCACCACCUCACGUGGGACCUGGACGACACACGGGUGCUGCUGGAGAACCAGCAGAGCAGGAACCAUGAGCUGGAGAAGAGGCAGAAGAAGUUUGACUUGCAGUUGGCCCAGGCACUGGGGGAGCUGAUGUUCGAGAAGACCCUCAGGGAGAAAGUGAACCAGGAGAGCAGCGGCGUGCGCUGGGAGCUGGGCCAGCUACAGCAGCAGCUGGAGCAAAAGGAGCAGGAAGCCUCAAAGCUGAAGCAGGAAGUGGAAAAGUUACAGGGCCAGAAGCAGGAGCUGCUGGGCUGUGCCUCUGUCGGGGAACAAGGUGUGGCCAGCCUGAAAGAGAGGGUCUGGGAGCUGGAGUCCAACGCCCUUGAGCAAGAGAAGGUUCACAGCCAGCAGGAAAACACCAUUAAGCAGCUGGAGCAGCUUCGCCAGCGGUUUGAGUUGGAGAUUGAAAGGAUGAAGCAGAUGCAUCAGAAGGACCGAGAGGACCAGGAGGAGGAGAUGGAGGAUGUACGACAGUCCUGCCAGAAGCGGCUCCGUCAGCUGGAGAUGCAGUUGGAGCAGGAAUAUGAGGAAAAGCAGGUGGCUCUCCAUGAGAAGCGUGAUUUGGAAGGCUUGAUUGGAACCCUGUGUGACCAGAUUGGCCAUCGUGACUUUGAUGUAGAAAAGCGUCUCCGUCAAGACCUCAGGAGGACGCACGCUUUGUUGUCUGAUGUCCAACUCCUUUUGGCCACCAUGGAGGAUAGCAAGACAUCUGUCAGCAAGGAAGAACUGGAGAAGGUGCACAGCCAGCUGACACAGAGUGAGGCCAAAUGUGAGGAUGCCUUGAAGACCCAGAAGGUGCUGACUGCAGACUUGGAGAACAUGCACAGUGAGCUGGAGAAUGUGACCCGGAGCAAGAGCCUGGUGGAUGAACAGCUGUACCGGCUGCAGUUUGAGAGGGCAGACCUCCUGAAACGCAUUGACGAGGACCAGGAUGACCUGAAUGGCCUCAUGCAGAAGCACAAAGACCUCAUUGCCCAGUCUGCUGCUGACAUCGGGCAGAUUCAGGAGCUGCAGCUGCAGCUGGAAGAAGCCAAGAAGGAGAAGCAGAAGCUGCGGGAGCAACUGCAGGUGGCACAGCUUCGUAUCCAGUACCUGGAGCAGUCCACUGUGGACCGUGCCAUUGUCAGCAGGCAGGAGGCUGUCAUCUGCGACCUGGAGAACAGGACGGAGUUUCAGAAGGUGCAGAUGAAGAGAUUUGAGGUCCUAGUAAUCCGGCUUCGGAAUAGCCUGAUCAAGAUGGGCGAGGAGCUGUCCCAGGCAGCCAAGUCAGAGGCCCAACAGCGGGAAAACAGCCAAUAUUAUCAGCGGCGCCUGGAGGAGCUCAAGGCAGAGAUGCAGGAACUGGCACAGCGGGAAGAAGAGGCCAGCCGUCGCUGCAUGGAGCUGCGCCCAGGAGAACCAGCUUGGUCCCUGGACCGGGUGUCCAGAGAAGUUGUGGGGCUGAUGGUGUUGGGGAGCGUCCCCACCACCUGCUUCCAUCCUGACAUCCCUGUGGUGAAAGCUACGUCUCUCAGGAAACACAGCUGUUGUGACUGUUCGUGUCCUUGUGGCCAUUUGGCUCCUGGCUUUCGAGGAUCCAUCAUGGUAGGGAAGCUGUGGUGGAGAGGUCGGUUCACGUCGUGGUUCGCCAAGAAGCAGAGGGCAAAAUGGGAGCACUCAGAUCCUCACCCCUUCACCAUUAUCACUAUCACAAUCACCAUUUGUACCACCAUCACCAACCCCACUAUCACCAACAUCAUCAACCCCACCAUCACUAACAUCAUCAACCCCACCAUCACUAACAUCAUCAACCCCACCAUCACCAUCAUCAUCAUCACCAUCAUCAUCAUCACCAACCCUACCAUCACCAACAUCACCAACCCCACCAUCACCAUCAUCAUCAUCACCAACCCUACCAUCACCAACCUCACCAUCACCAUCAUCACCACCAUAAUCACCACUAUUAUUACCAUUACCACCAUCAUAAUCACCUCUCAGUGUCCUUCAAUUCAGAAAAUAAGAAUUUCUCCUGAACCCCUCUGGAGACUUCCUGGUACCCUCAAAUCCGAGAAUGAGCAGGAGUAUGAAAGUGGCAAGAAUCAAGUGACCAGAGUCCCUUUGCAACGCUGUGACUUUGCGUCUGUGCUGUCUGACACUCUAAAGCAUGUCUCGCCCCAGCAGAUGGGAAACCGUUGUGCCAGGCCCCAUUGUCUUACUGUCAUUACCGUGCCUGGCUGCGUGCUGUUCACUAGCAUCCUUCGCCGUUAA
Molecule: messenger RNA, 7146 nt
Organism: Onychomys torridus (southern grasshopper mouse)
Lineage: Eukaryota; Metazoa; Chordata; Mammalia; Rodentia; Cricetidae
Gene: Myo18b
Product: myosin XVIIIB
Exons: 44
Coding region: 1-7146 (2381 amino acids)
Cellular component (GO): myosin complex
Molecular function (GO): cytoskeletal motor activity; ATP binding; protein binding
Source: RefSeq, a predicted model, not a curated record